AUGGAUGUCGAAAGAACAACGAGAAUCCGCAAAAGAUCGCUGAAAAACAAACGCAUCCAUUCUUGCCUGAUUUGCGGCAGCUAUCCGGCCACCUUUAACUAUGGAGCUCUCACUUGCAGUGUGUGCAAAACGUUUUUCUUACGUCAUGCCACACGUCCGCACACCCCCGUCUGCGCUGAAUUUGGCGAAUGUGGAUACCCUCUAAUCAAAUGUAAAGCAUGCCGAUAUGCCAAGUGCCUGGAGGUUGGAAUGCAUCCAGAAAGGGCAGGCAAGCGUUCGGGCUGCAUGAGGCGUAAACGUCAUGGAACGGAGUUAGGGAUGAAUGAGUCACCAGAAUUGCCGCUUUUAUUAACUGAACAUCAACGCUUCGCGCAGGUGUGUCCUUCUACAAUGCUUCAAGCGCAGCGGAUGGACAAUUUGGAUUCGGAGAUACGGUGUUUGAUUGAGAUUGAGAAGGCAUGUUCUGCCGAUUCACCAUGGACCCCUAAAAUGCACGAAUUCUCAUUUGACCUCAGCGUCACCAUGAUGGACAUCUUGGAACAACCCCAAAAAAUAUGCGCUCGAGUUCCGCUCGGUCUAUGCAAUUCAGCAACCGAAUUCAACCCAUGCCGGGAAAACAUGGGUGGUAAAUGUCUGGCCCGAAUGAUGCUCUACUGUGCUGACUUCUUUCGAGAAACCCCCGAAAUAUGGCAGCUUGGACAUGAUGAUCGCCGGAGGUUCUGUCUUUAUGGAAGCAUGCUUCUCUCCCAAAUCCAACUAUAUUAUCACACAUUUGCCAUUGGGUGCAAAGGGUUUUUGAGUGGACUUGGACAACGCUACGAUCCAAGACCCGAUGGGCCCGCUGGAUUUAAUGACAUCGCUGGCGUUUGUAGCUACGAACUACAUAACUUAAUAUUCCCUGCGCUUCGCCGUAUUAAUUUUACGUAUGAGGAGUUUUUAUUGUGGAAGAUGGUGGUGCUGUUCUCUCCUGGACCUAUCGGUUUAUCUGAUGAGGGGGCUGCAAUAAUUCGGUGUACAAGGCGAAAGUAUGAGGCUAUGUUAUUGGAGCCGCGAUACCUUGGCAAUGUCCGCUUUUUCAAAAAUGAGCGUUUUGUG
Mesorhabditis spiculigera is the source of this 1095-nucleotide messenger RNA. Lineage: Eukaryota; Metazoa; Nematoda; Chromadorea; Rhabditida; Rhabditidae. The record is from the annotation of a GenBank genome assembly.